This is a messenger RNA of Necator americanus (New World hookworm), 1290 nucleotides long. RefSeq lists its product as uncharacterized. Lineage: Eukaryota; Metazoa; Nematoda; Chromadorea; Rhabditida; Ancylostomatidae. Gene Ontology annotation, biological process: sphingolipid catabolic process; carboxylic acid metabolic process. The record is from RefSeq and is a predicted model, not a curated record. The transcript is spliced from 11 exons. Gene Ontology annotation, molecular function: pyridoxal phosphate binding; sphinganine-1-phosphate aldolase activity. The coding region runs from base 1 to 1290 and encodes 429 amino acids. Gene Ontology annotation, cellular component: endoplasmic reticulum.
AUGUCGGAUGUGUCGAACUCCUUCUCAGCUUGGGAGACGUUGCCGGAGGACGAACCUCCGCUGUGCAUCGCAGUUCGACGCUCAGUGUCACCUCCACGCCCCUAUGAGGCGGUGUUCAAGCGUUUUGCUUGGUCCAACCCACUGUGGCCAAAAUUAUUCCCCGGUGUUCGAAAAAUGGAAGCUGAAGUUGUUCGAAUGUGUUGUACACUUAUGCAUGGCGAUGAAAAUAGUUGUGGGACGAUGUCCACAGGAGGUACGAUAUCGAUCCUAUUGGCCUGCUUAGCACAUCGUAACAGAGCUCUCAAAAAAGGAAUACUGUUCCCAGAAAUGAUAAUUCCAACAUCAGCUCAUGCAGCAUUCACGAAAGCAGCUGAAGUUUUCCGAAUUCGCGUCGUUCGAGUCUCGGUCGAUCCUCAAACAUUCAAAGUUGAUCUACAGAAGAUGAGAUCAGCAAUAACAGCCAGGACAUGCAUGCUUGUUGGUUCAGCACCGAACUUUCCAUUCGGUACUGUCGAUGACAUCGUUGGAAUAGGAAAACUUGGGCUAGAAUAUGACAUUCCGGUUCACGUUGAUGCAUGUCUGGGUGGUUUCAUCCUUCCAUUCCUUACGGAUCCACAUCGAUUCGACUUCAGUGUUCCUGGCGUUUGUUCAAUAUCAGCCGAUACUCAUAAGUACGGAUUAUCACCAAAAGGUUCUUCGGUAGUUCUCUACAGAAACAAGGAAUAUUUACACAAUCAAUAUUUCUGUGAUGCCGACUGGCAGGGUGGGAUUUAUGCAUCGUCCACUUUAGAAGGAAGUCGUUGCGGAUUGAAUAUCGCUUUGUGUUGGUCCUCACUACUAUUUCAAGGUGUAAAUAAAUAUAAACAACAUGCAAAAAAGAUAGCUGAAACUACAAAGAAAAUCCGGAAAGGGAUAAGUGAAAUGCCAGAACUUCGCCUUCAAGGAGCUUCCGAUGUUUGUAUUGUAAGUUGGACAAGUGAUACAAUCGAUAUUCAUCGUCUAUACGAUCUUAUUGGUAAAAAAGGCUGGCAACUGACAAAUCUACAAUUUCCAUCAGGGAUACAUAUUAUGGUAACUUUGAACCAUACGGGGAAUGGAGUAGCCGAAAAUCUUCUCGCGGACAUAAAGAAAUCUAUUGACGAGAUUAAAGCUAACCCAACGACCAAAUUAGAGGAAGCGGCAGCUCUUUACGGAAUGGCACAAAAAAUCCCGGAUCGAUCAAUAGUGCAAGAGUUCGCCUACACAUAUUUGGAUGCAUGUUAUUCUAGUCCUAAAGAUGUUCAGGGAUAA